AUGGGCGCUUGCCUUUGCAAGAAGGGUCUCCACAACAGCUACAGCCAGAAGUCUAAACCCACCUCCGACAUGGAUCCGAACGUCAUCGACAGCCUCCGCCGUCCGCUGCCAGAGGAUGAAGUGAUCUUGAAGCAGGUUCUUACGGAGACACCGAGAUCGUCGGCUAUCUAUAAGGUAUCCGAGCCCAGGAUAGUGGAGGACGGCGAUAAGAAUGAACCUAUUAUCUUUACACCCGGCUUCGGACUCGUCAACCGGUCGGAUGAGUGUAGCAUCAACAGGAGCUUCUCUGUGCCCGCGGCUCUGACGGAUAAGACGGAAAAGGUAGUGGAGAUGGUGAUGCUGACUCAGGGGACGAGUCCAGAGCGGAGACCACUCCGGGAAUUGUCGGGGGGGGCGAGGUCGGCGUGCCACUAUCGGAGUCACUCUGCCUCUGGGGAGUUUCCCUCGCGGAAGUACGCCAGACGCGACGGUGGAGAAAGGGAUAGGGUCACGCCAUCCCCGGUGAAUCGCCCGGAUUUGAGGUCGUCGACGAUACGGGAGAGAAGCAGGCUUCGUCCACAGGCUGUGAACAGCAGUAGUGGAGCCGGGGAAGUGGGGAGACACAAGGGCGAGAGGUCUGAGCGUGGGUCUAUUUCCCCGGUGCCAAAGCGGGACGUCCGCCAAAUCGGAAGUUCCAACAGGUUGAUCGUGCCGAGGGCAUCUGGGCGGUGGACAACGCCUCAGCGGAGAGCGAUGCCACCUGACCGGAGGCCCAAAGAGUCUCUAGAGAAUCCCCUUGUGUCCUUGGAAUGCUUCAUCUUCCUUUAACAAGUCACAUAUUUCCUCGUACACCCUUCGUACUACAAGAAAGUAAACGAGAGUAACCAAGACCUUAGUCUUUCGAUUCCCCACAUUCUGUUCUUGGUCUCCUCUUCCAUCCCUGUCGGGAGUUUCGUGUCUUUGGGGUACAUCUGGGGGAUCACGACGGCCAUAUUCCAGCAGCUGCUCUCUCUCCCCCUCUAUAUACAUUUAUAUGAUCCAUGUAUAUGGGUAUGAUGUUAUUUGUCUAUGUGUGAUGUUACUUCUACUACUUUGCUCUAUCCUAGAAGUCACUUGAUCAUCCGACAGUUAAAUCAGAUCAUAUAUAUUUUCAAUCGGGUUCUCCGACAGUUAAUGCACAGCCAUAUGAGUCAUGUUUGAAUUAAGGGACCCCAUUACCUGUCUCUCCAUCCCAAUCUGAAUUCCGUCUGGGUUUCUCUCUUAUUUAAUGCUGAUGGAAUUCUGAAGUUCCCGCCUAACUCUUUCGUCCCCCGAUGGCAUAUAAAGAAUAUGCCCAGUCCGUCUUUAAAUACCCACAAUAAGAUGGGACUGCGUUCGCAUGGACGAGGAAUCACAGAAUUUGUAGUUGUAAUGGCUCAACUCCCCUUGCAGAGAAGCUGAUGACCUAGGAUCUCUUCCGAAUACCACAUGAAGCAUGCCCUAUGAUGUUCAAGACUGUAGCUGAGGAUGAAGUUCAGGUCACGUAGCCCACCUUCCAUCGGUGAGCUGGGGGGCAAACAUUCAUAUAUAUUUACAAUAUAGUGUAUCUUUGUGGGGAGGGGUUAAAAUGGUAACAAACUCACUGACAUGCUUGCACAGUCAAUAGAAGGGAAAGGAAGAUGGUAGUUGAGACAACCAUCAGAAAGCGGAAACCGCAAUUCCAUGCUCGCAUUUUAUGGGUUGGGUUAUAUUUCUUCGAUCGUACUGUUGCCCACGUAUUGCGAAACCGUCGCUAUGACUCAUCGUCGGUCAAGGAGUAAUAUUUAAAUUCCUACAUAGGAAAACAUGUUUUUUUCUUUUUGGUCCCAUGAACGUUCGAACGUCGAGGCAAUCCGAACGAACUAAGUUGCAAACAUCACGUUUAUGAUGGAUUAAUGGCUGUGGAGACGGACUACUUUUCAUGGAUUCCGAAGUGCCGACUCAGAAGCCUCAUAAGGAUUCUCCGUCACGCGGUUACCCGCAGCUGACAUCCCACACAUAUUGCGAAGCCAUCUGAUUCGCGAGGACACCAUCUUCCGUGCCCAUUCCCCAAAACAAAUACAUCGCCCCAAAGCCAUUUGUUGCCUGGUCCUGGUGCUGACGUUCUAAGCGUCUUCCGAGAUGCACGCCUUAGGGGACUAGGAAGGAUACGUAGACUGAAUCUGAGGCCACUGAAUUUGCCGUAA
Messenger RNA from Spirodela intermedia, 2183 nucleotides. The record is from the annotation of a GenBank genome assembly. NCBI's taxonomy places the organism in Eukaryota, Viridiplantae, Streptophyta, Magnoliopsida, Alismatales, Araceae.